This is a messenger RNA of Etheostoma cragini (Arkansas darter), 1854 nucleotides long. It is a transcript of the gene c3h19orf47, whose product is annotated as chromosome 3 C19orf47 homolog. Lineage: Eukaryota; Metazoa; Chordata; Actinopteri; Perciformes; Percidae. Gene Ontology annotation, cellular component: nucleus. The coding region runs from base 16 to 1245 and encodes 409 amino acids. The record is from RefSeq and is a predicted model, not a curated record. The transcript is spliced from 8 exons.
GUUAUUAUCAGAACGAUGAGGAGUCAAUCCACAGAAAAUGAAUCAACAAUUUUGAUCAUCGCCACCUCGGAGUGGAUUCAGUUUUUUAAGGAUGCUGGGAUCCCAGCCGGCCUUGCAGUCACUUAUGCAGUCUCCUUCGUGGACAACAGAAUUCACAAGAACAUGCUGAUGGACCUCAGUAAAGACAUCAUGAUGGACCUCGGCAUUACAGUCAUUGGCGACAUCAUUGCCAUUCUUAAACAUGCCAAGCAGGUCUACAGGCAGGACAUGUGCAAAAUGGCCACUGAAGCCAUCUCCUCAGGACAGACCAGUGUGAAAGCUGAGCUCAGAAGAACCGCCAAUACUCCUGCCACUCGUAUGAUUGCCAAUGCUUUGAGCAGUGACUCCCCGCCGGCCACUCCAGCCCGCCGACCCGACAACCGCCUCUCGGUCACAGUGUCCAACAUGCAAGCAAACAAGAGUGGCAAAGCAGUCGUAAGUCAGCCAGCUGACGAGGGAAACGGUUUGCCAGCAGUGAAGCGCCGCCGUGUGACAGCUGAGAUGGAAGGCAAGUACAUUAUCAACAUGCCCAAAGGCUCCACGUCUCGUACACGCCGCAUCCUGGCCCAGCAGGCCAAGAAAGGUUUGAAACGCACCUCUGUGUUUGCAAGACUUGGGGCUGAAUCAAAGGCAGACACAACAACCAGCAAUAACAAGCCCACUGGUGUGUUCAGUCGUCUUGGCAGCGGGGAUGAGGAGCAAGACGGGCCGAUGCCAGGCACAACCGUUGGAAACAUCAAUGUAGAUGACGAGGGGGACAGUGAUGGAGAAGGCUCCGUCCUCCAGUAUGCCGGCGUCCUCAAGAGAAGCCUUCCCUCCCAGAAGAAAGAGACAGCCCGGAAACCAGCCCCGACCACCCUGCGGCGCCUGGGAGGCAAAUUCAAACUACCUCCUUCUGACACUCCCACCUCCUCCUCUUCUUCCUCCCCUAAUGGCAUCCCCCCUGCCAAGGUUAGUGUGCUUCAGAGACUUGGGAGGCUCCCUGCCACGCACCUUAGUGCCGCUGUGUCGCAAACACCUGCUGACACACAGGACAACAGAGUGACCAGCACCAGGCCCAAAGCCCAGGAGGGGCCGACCAUAGCAAGCUCCAAGGUCAGCAGCAGCACUGGGACCGGAGGAGCAGGGGGAGGAGAGUCUCUGGGUGCCCAGAUGGACGUUAGGGCUAUUAGUGUUUUUAAGAGACUGGGCAGUAAGAAAACCUAACGCACAAAUCCCUCAAAAAAGUAUUCAGACUCUUUCUAUUCUUCCUUUAUAGAAUUUGUAUCACUCCUUUUCUGCAUUUAUCCUGGCAACAUGUAGUACAGCAAGUUGGAGUGUAACUUUUGUUCAGCCUGAGUUUAUAGAUGGUUUUAAUGCUGCGUUGUGGCUUUAGGGUUAUUUUUUAAAUAAAAAUAGAUUUGUGUUCACACUUUAGUCAUGUUGCCAUUGGGAAAACCACCUUUUGUGUAGUGUCCGAGGAUGUUUAAUGCGAGGGCUCAAAGUUCUCUUUGUAUUAUGUUGCUCAACCAGAUAGCUAACAAUAUUAAUUAUACCUGCCAUUUCAACCAAGCUGCCAUAAUGGUGGUUUUAAUUUUACCCCAUAACUCCACAUAUAAGGAUGCUGCUGCCUAAACUUCCCUAUUUUGAGAGUCCUCCUGAGUAGAAUAGUAGUGGUCAAUUUUAAUUUGCCUGAAAGGGAAUUAUUUCUGAUGUAAAAGGUAGUGGUGAAACCUUCUUUUUCACACCUCAGGCUUGUUUGGUUUAUUCUUUAAAUUAACACGCAGGACAACAGGUGGACAUAAGACUAGCUGUGUAGUGAUGGUUUAAUCUGGU